GAUGGGGCCCAGGCAGCCCCUCGUGGACAGACGGAUGCUCCUGGUCUGCAGCUAUAUCCUGGCCUCAGCUUUAGGCCAAAUGAAUUUCACGGGAGACCAGGUCCUUCGAGUCCUGGCCAGAGAUGAGGAACAGCUUUCACUUCUCAGAGGCCUGGAGGGCACGAAGCCCCUGAAGGUGGACUUUUGGCGUGGCCCAGCCAGGCCUAGCCUCCCUGUGGACAUGAGAGUCCCAUUCUCUGAACUGGAAGACGUCAAGGCAUUCCUGGACUCUCAUGGCCUUACGUACAGUGUCAUGAUCAAGGACAUCCAGGUGCUGCUGGAUGAAGAGAGAGAAGCUAUGGCGAAAUCCCGCCGGCUGGAGCGCAGCACAAGUAGCUUCAGUUACUCCUCUUACCACACCCUGGAGGAGAUCUAUAGCUGGAUGGAUAGCUUUGUAACAGAGCAUUCAGAUCUCGUCUCCAAAAUCCAGAUUGGCCUCAGCUUUGAAAACCGGUCCAUUCUUGUCCUAAAGUUUAGCACUGGAGGUUCUCAACGCCCAGCCAUCUGGAUCGACACUGGGAUUCACUCGCGGGAGUGGAUUACCCAUGCCACAGGCAUCUGGAUUGCCAAGAAGAUCGUUAAUAAUUACGGCAAAGACGACGUCUUGACAAACAUACUGAAUGCCAUGGACAUCUUCAUGGAGAUUGUCACCAACCCUGAUGGGUUUGCUUUCACCCACAGCAUGAACCGCUUGUGGCGGAAAAACAAGUCCACCAGACCCGGAGUCUUCUGCAUUGGCGUGGAUCUCAACAGGAACUGGAAGACGGGGUUUGGAGGAAAUGGUUCUAAUCAAAACCCCUGCUCAGAGACUUACCGCGGACCCUUUCCUCAGUCAGAGCCUGAGGUGGCAGCCAUUGUGGAGUUCAUCACAGCGCACGGGAAGAUCAAGGCCCUGAUGUCCAUACACAGCUACUCCCAGAUGCUCAUGUACCCUUAUGGCUACACACUGGAGCCUGUUUCCAACCAGAAGGAACUGUACCAUCUGGCCAAGGAGGCAGUGAAGGCCCUCUAUGAGGUCCAUGGGGUCGAAUACAUCUACGGCAGCAUCAGUACCACCCUCUAUGUGGCCAGUGGGAUCACCGUUGACUGGGCCUAUGACAGAGGAAUCAAGUACGCCUUCAGCUUUGAGCUCCGGGAUACGGGACGCUACGGCUUCCUGCUGCCAGCCUCACAGAUUGUCCCCACCGCUCAAGAGACGUGGAUGGCCAUCCGUACCAUCAUGGAGCACAUCCAGAAGCACCCUUACUAG
Chrysochloris asiatica (Cape golden mole) is the source of this 1288-nucleotide messenger RNA. RefSeq names its product carboxypeptidase A5 (gene CPA5). The transcript has 11 exons. The record is from RefSeq and is a predicted model, not a curated record. NCBI's taxonomy places the organism in Eukaryota, Metazoa, Chordata, Mammalia, Afrosoricida, Chrysochloridae. The coding region runs from base 2 to 1288 and encodes 428 amino acids. Gene Ontology annotation, biological process: proteolysis. Gene Ontology annotation, molecular function: zinc ion binding; metallocarboxypeptidase activity.